AUGGCCGCCGACUUUUCCCAAACGGGAGACACGUCUGCGCAGGCGCGGACCCCCCUUGACCCAAGUCUCGCGAGAUCCGUGCCUGUUGUCGCUGUCCCUCCGCUUGAGAUAUAUUUCCCGGCGUGCCUCGCUUCUUCCUUUUCUUCUCUAGGCCGCCGCCUGACAAGAUGUCUCCCCCCCUCAGGGCAGGACAUCCAGCCCAAGCGGGACUUGACGCGUUUUGUGAAGUGGCCGCGCUACAUCCGGCUCCAGCGCCAGAGGGCCAUCCUCUACAAGCGGCUCAAGGUGCCCCCCGCCAUCAACCAGUUCACCCAGGCCCUGGACCGCCAGACAGCCGUCCAGCUCCUGAAGCUGGCCCACAAGUACCGGCCGGAGACUAAGCAGGAGAAGAAGAAGCGGCUGGUGGCCCGGGCUGAGCAGAAGGCAGCCGGGAAGGGGGACGUCCCCACCAAGAGGCCCCCCGUCCUCAGGGCAGGGGUCAACACGGUGACCACGCUGGUGGAGAACAAGAAAGCCCAGCUGGUGGUCAUUGCGCAUGAUGUGGACCCCAUUGAGCUGGUGGUCUUCCUGCCCGCCUUGUGCCGGAAGAUGGGGGUGCCCUACUGCAUCAUCAAGAGCAAGGCCCGGCUGGGGCGCCUCGUCCACCGCAAGACCUGCACCUGCCUGGCCUUCACCCAAGUGAACCCGGAGGACAAGGGAGCCUUGGCCAAACUGGUGGAAGCUGUCAAGACCAAUUACAACGAGAGAUACGACGAGAUCCGCCGCCAUUGGGGCGGGAAUGUCCUGGGGCCGAAGUCUGUGGCCCGCAUUGCCAAGUUGGAAAAGGCAAAAGCCAAGGAAUUGGCCACGAAGCUCGGGUAGCGGCAACUGAGGGGACUUCCGUGGUAUUUUUUUCUGUACAUACAAAUAAAAAGCCUGAACAGAAAA
Molecule: messenger RNA, 927 nt
Organism: Anolis sagrei ordinatus
Lineage: Eukaryota; Metazoa; Chordata; Lepidosauria; Squamata; Anolidae
Source: RefSeq, a predicted model, not a curated record